This is a messenger RNA of Trichoderma aggressivum f. europaeum, 1254 nucleotides long. RefSeq lists its product as uncharacterized. NCBI's taxonomy places the organism in Eukaryota, Fungi, Ascomycota, Sordariomycetes, Hypocreales, Hypocreaceae. The transcript has 6 exons. Bases 1 to 1254 code for a protein of 417 amino acids. The record is from RefSeq and is a predicted model, not a curated record.
AUGAAGGUUUCACUUGUUCUUGGGGCCAUUGCCCUAUUGCCCACAGUCAUUUCGGCCAAGGCAUCGCCACCCGCAGCAAUUGCCGAAUAUUGCAGGCAAAAAGGCCAAUUUGCCCAGUUGGUGAAAGGAGUCUGGAAAUGCGUCCAAAUCUCAGACGUCUGCAGUCCAGGUGAGGAUGCAGGCACUAUUCACCAAGACAAAGAUACCGGCGAAUGGGUUUGUUGCUUAAAGGGCCAUGAGUUGAAAGACGGCCGAUGCGCACCACCUGCCUCCGAGUGUCCUCUUCCUACUGGAUUUUGCAAAUCUCCAACUUGUGCAAAAACCCUGAGGUCUGCCGAACUGGAGACUCUUCUCCGUCAAGCCUUUUUGGAAUGUUUCCCCCAUGACGAGAUACACCUGGAUUCAUUCAUUAGGUAUCAGAUAAACUCUCUCGAAACUGGAAUCAAUCUUUUUGAAAAGAUUUAUCAGGACAAGCAGCAGCCACUCGACGGGCGCCAAUCACCUUCCAAUCCUUCCAGGGAAUGGUGGAAUUGUGCUCAGGAUAAUUCGCCCUGCAAAUGGCUUGCUUUGGAGCAUAACAACGCCCCCAAAAAGCUGGCGCCAUCGGGUUAUGAAAAGAUGAUUCUCCCUAACCCAAACCAGCCAAUCUCCAAUUACAUAUAUCCAUUCGAUAUGUGGAUGACGAAGCUUGCCGGUGGGCAAUUCACACUUUACAUCAACGGCAAUCAGAUCCAACCGCAUGACUCAGGCCUUGACUUUUUCAUCCCUGCCGGAACUGCCGCUGAUGACGUUUGGUAUAAGUCUGAAACUGGUGCCCUGAUUCUCUUCUACGGAUCGUGCUCUGCCGAUACCCCAUGUUUGGGAAGACAAGUCGUUCCUUGGACUAGAGGUGUUUCGCAUAAACGACUGGGACAAGAUGGAGAAAUUUACAUUGGGCAAUACGAUGAUGACUUGGUUCUUACCAUUGCCGAUACUGAGACGACUUCCGAGCAAUAUACUGUUUUCGCCGACGGCGUAAAACUUGGCUCUACACAUGGCAGGCUCACUUUAGGAGAUGAAAAGUACAAGAGAUCUAAUAUUCGUAUGGUCGAUGUCGGAUCUGGAGCUGCCGGCGCUCUACGGAGCAUCGCGAAUGAUGGGUUCUGGGGAUCAUUCAAGAUUCCGAGAGGAGCUAGGAAGAUUACCAUCGUUGAUGAUUCGUCCGACUUCGACUUCGCCUUUGAGUAUCGUCUUGAUACUGCAUGUAGCUGCUAA